AUGAUGUCCAUGCGUCUCGCUGUCGUUAUAGUCCUCCUGCUCGGGCAGGUAGUUCAUCAAGCGUCUGCGGCGCCGAUGGAAGGACUUGCCGAUGGCACUAGGGAGGUGAAUGAUCUGGCGUUGACCAGACCGAUUGCUGAAGCAUCAAGCACAACGAAGACCGGUUGUACUUGGGCGAGACUUCCCAGUAUUCCCAAGAUGAAAAACAUGAACAAGAUGAUCAAGGCUCCCAAUAUGAGCAAGCUAGCCAAAGUUCCAAUAAAGAUGUUACAGCGCGCGGCAACGAAACAGAAAGGGAAGUCACUCCCAGGAGACGCUCCAGCAACUCAGGCUGCAAUCGGCUCAAGUACUCCUGAGCUAUUGGAAGAAGAAGCAGAAUCCCCAAGAAUUUCUCCGCCUGCGUCACCUCUUGCGACACAUGACUCUCCUCAUUACCUUGGAGGGCCAAAUUUGGCUGACGAAAACCAGCACCGGGGUCAUGAAUCCCAUGUACAGUCUGGUUCGAAAGAUAUUUAUCAGAAUUUAAUAGAACAGGAGCAAUAUCAAGAGUAUGCGAAAGAGCCAUGCGCUUCGCACAGUGGAGACUCCUAUCGCAGCAGACAGCUUGGACAAGGCGGAAACUCUCAUCCUGGUGGACCCUCUGGCCACGGUGGAAGCUCUUAUCCCGGCGGAGACAAUGGCGAACUUGGAGGCGAUUACUACGGCAUCCAACACCAGGGUGGAGGCAAUGAUUACCUGUGGGAUUCACACGUUUACUAUGAUUCCCAGCGGAACAGUCCCGGCGCUCAUGUCAAUGAUCAUUGGGCACCCGACGUUUUUCCCUCACCUAACACCAACCCCCAGUUUUAUUCCCCUGAACAUUACAUGAAUAACAAUCCUUACGGGCCUAACGGAAACCGUGGUCCAUAA
Messenger RNA from Puccinia triticina, 909 nucleotides. RefSeq lists its product as uncharacterized. The record is from RefSeq and is a predicted model, not a curated record. The transcript has 3 exons. Lineage: Eukaryota; Fungi; Basidiomycota; Pucciniomycetes; Pucciniales; Pucciniaceae. The coding region runs from base 1 to 909 and encodes 302 amino acids.